Didymella exigua CBS 183.55 is the source of this 755-nucleotide messenger RNA. RefSeq lists its product as uncharacterized. NCBI's taxonomy places the organism in Eukaryota, Fungi, Ascomycota, Dothideomycetes, Pleosporales, Didymellaceae. The transcript has a single exon. The record is from RefSeq and is a predicted model, not a curated record. Bases 186 to 662 code for a protein of 158 amino acids.
CCGUCGACGUGUAUCAUCAAUAUGUCACAUUUUACCCGACAGCUAGGAUGAGCAUCCACUUGCCCCCCUUGCCAUAUCGUCAAGCACAAAAUCUCACCUGGCAACGACAGAUACCAAAGUCUCCCUCGUGACAGUUUUGAUGGCCACCGAGCCCUCAUCACACCGAACGCUAACUAUAGCCCGCCAUGAACACCUCCACAACCUCCCUUGUCAGCACCAUCUCCUCCUCUCGCUCCUUCAAACCCUACGUCUGUGUCCUGCCAUCCUCACACACUCAUGCAGAGAAAUACAAGUCACGCAUUCACUGCCCUUCGAAACCCGCAUCACCGUUCAGAGGACUCUGCCAAAUCAAAAUAUCGAAGCCCGCAAGACCGACAAUCCAAGAACGCGAGCGAGCAAUCCAGAAGCACCAUAUCGAGCUCGAGAAACGAGAGGAGAAGGUGCUGCUGAGAGAAGAGAUGGCCGAGAAGCGGGAGUGGAGCUUGAAAGCCGGCUUCUUCGAAUUAGCGCAGGCGAAGGUUCGAGAGGCGUGUGAUGCAGCGGCAGGGAAGGAGCAAGGAAAGAUUCGUGGUAGCGCGUUCCGAAGCUGGAAGCAGGUGUGGAGGCGAAAGUCGAGUAGUGGAAGGGGCUGGGCGAAGUGGGAGGAAGGGAGAUUCCGCUGAGAAGGUCAUGUUGGGGAGGGAAGUGUAUUGUGUGAUUUGGUGAGGGGACAGUGGAGUACCAGUGUUGCAAAACUGCAACAGUGUACGCUUUUG